AUGUGUGCUUCCCCAAAGGCUAUUAAAGGACAAGCGGUCGCAGAUUUACUCGCAUCUUUGCCGGGAGAAGGUACCACAACACUGCGCGAAGACCUUCCUGGAGAGUUUCCGGAAAUCUCUUUUGUCAAGGAAGAGGCGUGGAUACUAUUAUUCGAUGGCUCCGUCACCCCUAGAAAUAAUAUCGGAGGGGAAGGCGUGGUUCUGGUAUCCCCAACCGGUGAAGUUUUCUCGCAUUCCUUCAAGUUAGACUUUCACUGCACCAACAAUUCAGCAGAAUAUGAAGCUUUUCUCAUAGGGUUAUCAUUAUCCAAGCAAGCUGGAGCUACGCGUCUGGAAAUAAGGGGUGAUUUUAAAUUGUUGGCUAACCAGGUGAAUGGAGUAUAUGCGCUGAAAGAGGUGACACUGUCCCCAUAUAGAUCCGAAGCGCAAAAGCUUCUAAAUUACUUCGCUGACGCAACCAUAACACAUGUUGGUCGUAGCAACAAUAAACAUGUUGACUGCCUAGCCACAUUAGCGUCAAAGCUGCAGUUCGAGGGUUUGGAAGAAACCUUGACAGUGAAAAGACGAACCAUGGCAUCAACAUGGCUUUCGCGAUCCCAGGAGACUGAAACCAACGACUGGAGAACACUGAUUAUUCAAGAACUUAACAGCUCGCUUUCUCAAGGGAAGAUCAGUCUCAAAACUUUACAAAACUUCUUCACACUUCACGGGAUGUUAUACCACCGGAACCCACACUAG
Papaver somniferum (opium poppy) is the source of this 738-nucleotide messenger RNA. RefSeq lists its product as uncharacterized. Lineage: Eukaryota; Viridiplantae; Streptophyta; Magnoliopsida; Ranunculales; Papaveraceae. The transcript has a single exon. The record is from RefSeq and is a predicted model, not a curated record. Gene Ontology annotation, molecular function: nucleic acid binding; RNA-DNA hybrid ribonuclease activity. Bases 1 to 738 code for a protein of 245 amino acids.